CCGUGGGACGCGCACCAACUGGAAAUACUAUACCUUGAGUUAUUAGCUUCCAAGCCGGCGCAAGGGAACCUGGGAGUUGUAGUCUUUCCGGCGCCCUCGGCUAGGUUAGAUCAGCGCGGCGGAACUUCAAUUCCCAGGACCGCUGUAUUAUACUACAAGUUCGGCGUGGUAUGCUGGCACUGUCAGCGCGUAAGUCACUCACCGGCAACCGCCGAACAGAAAGUUUCCGCGUUAUCGAGACACGGGAAGAUGACUGGAAAGGAAUUCGAAUUCUAAAUGCGCCGGAAAACCAGGGAAGCCAAAAGCGCGGCUGACGAGAUGAUGUCAUAAGUGCGGUUACGGGAACUAGGAAAAGCCAUACGGAGCCUGGGGAAAUGUCAGCUGUGCGAGUCACUUUCCAGGUCCGCGGAACAACACUGCCAGGGGAGGUUAUUGCACUGUGUGGUAACAAUGAUGUUCUGGGUUUCUGGAAACCUCAAAAUGCAGUAAUCCUACAACCUGAUGAUAAUGAUUGUAACCUUUGGAAAACAAGCGUUCAGCUUGCUGUAGGAAUUCCACUGAAAUAUCGAUAUUUUAAAGGUUGCUUUCUGGGACCAAAGAAUACCAGGGAUCAAUGCCAAGUCAUAAUUCACAAGUGGGAGACCCAUCUGCAGCCUCGAUCAAUAAAGCCUUUAGAUGAUGAAUACCUUAUAGAUGAUGGAGAAUUUGGAGUCCACAAUGGCGUUGAAACUUUAGAUUCCGGAUGGCUGACAUGUCAGACAGAGCUUAGAAUACGUCUACAUUAUUCUGAAAAACAACCUGUCUCUAUUUCUAAAAAAAAAUUUAAAAAGUCUAGGUUUAGAGUGAAGUUGACCCUGGGAGGCUUAGAAGAAGAAGGUGAAGAUGAAGAGCAAGAUGCUGUUUCUCCUGUUCUUCUUCCAAAGAUGGCUAGCACAUUUGACAUCUCAUUAAUAAGCAAUACAGAGUACAAGUCUCGUCACUCCCAGCCAGAAUGCGGUUAUGCCCUGCAGCCUGAUCGCUGGACAGAAUUCAGUAUACACACCAUGGAACCAGACAAUUUGGAACUACUUUUUGACUUUUUUGAGGAAGAUCUGAGUGAAGCUGUGGUGCAAGGUGACACUCUUCCGGGGCAUGUAGGAACUGCAUGUCUUCUGUCAUCUGCAAUGACAGAGAAUGGGAAAAGCAAUGGAGUUCUGACCCUUCCCAUAAUGAGCAGAAAAGCAAGACAGACACUUGGGAAAGUUCGAGUGGACUAUAUUGUUAUUAAGCCAAUCCAAGGCCAUAACUGUGACUUGAGCAUUUCCUUCUCCAAAUACUGGAAGCCAAGAACACCACUAGAUGUUGGACACAGAGGUGCUGGGAACUCCACCACAACUGCAAAAUUGGCUAAGGUUCGUGAGAACACAGUGGCUUCCCUAAAGAACGCUGCCAGCCAUGGGGCAGCCUUUGUUGAAUUUGAUGUUCACCUUUCCAAAGAUCACGUCCCUGUCAUAUACCAUGAUCUUACUUGUUGUAUAUCAAUGAAAAAGAAAGUAAAUUCUGAUUCUUUGGAGCUAUUUGAGAUCCCUGUAAAGGAGCUUACUUAUGACCAGCUGCAGCUAUUAAAACUUGCACAUGUUAACGCACUAAAAUUUAAAGACCAUCAUGAUUCCAUUGAUGAAGAGUCUUCCAUUUCAGACAACCAGCCUUUUCCAUCUCUUCAGACGGUUUUAGAAUCUGUCCCUGAAGACGUUGGGUUUAAUAUAGAAAUCAAGUGGAUCUGCCAGGAAAGAAAUGGCAAAUGGGACGGCAAUCUAUCCACUUAUUUUGACAUGAACCUUUUCUUGGAUAUUAUUUUAAGAACCAUUCUGGAAAAAGCUGGCAGGAGGAGGGUGGUGUUUUCUUGCUUUGAUGCAGAUAUUUGCACAAUGGUUCGGCUGAAGCAGAACAAAUACCCCAUACUCUUCCUGACGCAAGGGCAUUCUGAUAUUUAUCCAGAGCUGAUGGAUCUAAGAUCUCGUUCAACUCCAAUUGCAGUUAGUUUUGCUCAGUUUGAAAGCCUCUUGGGAAUUAAUGUGCACACUGAAGAUCUCCUGAGGAACCCACAUUACAUUCAAGAAGCUAAAUCAAAGGGCUUAGUGGUAUUCUGUUGGGGAGAUGACACCAAUGAUCCAGAGAACCGGAAACUAAUGAGAGAAUAUGGAAUUGAUGGAUUAAUUUAUGACAGGAUAUAUGACUGGAACCCUGAACAGCCAAAUGUAUUCCAGGUUGAGCAGAUGGAGCGUCUCAAGGGAGAACUUCCAGCAGAAAUGUUGAAAAGCUGCAUCUGUCCUGUCAUUAACCACUUCUGCACCUCUUCUGCCUGCCCCAAUAACCGGAUGCUUGUGGACACGAAUGGCAUCUCUAACCAACAGCCAGUUUAAGUCUUAAGCUUCCACUAGCUUCUCAGGGCUGCAUGUGCUGCGUACACUUACCUUUGUUGCCCUAUUAAAGCAAUGACACACAUGGUAGUUAUUGUCUUUAAAACCUGCUUGGACCCAAGUAGUUUGGCUAAAUAUGUUCAUAGGCCAGAUGUAAUUAUCAUUCCUGUAUACAAUCACAUUUUUACACUGAGAAUUCAGUGUCAUUGAUGCAUUCAAAUAGCUGUCAAAUUUGUAUUUUUUUGUGUACGAAAUGAAUGCAAGACUUAACCACAGUACCUCGAAGGCAGCGAUCAUCUGCUUUUAAGUGCAAUACUGAAUGUUCAUCUAGCAGCUGUACCCUAUAUGCACAUUUACCGCUGUACUGUAGCACGUAAUUAUGUCUGGCCAGUGCAUGUUACCUCAGAAGCAAUCUUUUGCACAGCUAAUUACAUUAGUACCAAACUAAUGUACCGUAUAAGAAAAUAGUGUUUUGAAAUAUGGUGCCAUACUUGCUGUAAAUCCGUUCGUGGCUGUCUCGACCACCCUGUGUGUCUCCUGUUGGUGGGAUCUAGUUGUGACCAAGCAUGGCUUGAUGAGCCAACUCUAUUUAUACAGAAACGAAUGUAGAGCAAAGGGUUCCAAUCUCACACAGCCCACCAACUCUUAGGAACUAAAAAUCCCAGCAACCUCAGCUAGCUGCCUGCUGCAAGUGCUUUCAGCUGUAGUUAAAGAAAAAAGAAUACACUCAGUUUACAAGAAGGGUGAUAUUCUGUAUAUUUUACUAAUUAUCAGACUGUAACUUAUAUGAGUUUAUCUUACUUUGCGCACAAACAUUCCUUUAAUUCAGUUUAUAAUGCAAACUGUCUUUGACCACUUCAAGUGCCAUGCUACUGAGGCUUUAUGAAAAAUGCAGCAGAAAAAGUGACUACUUCUGCUCUCCUGUAUAUCAACUAUGUCCUUGCUAAAGUAAAAUAAUAGGUUAAGCACUACUAAUAAAUAGGUUUUCAUUACAGCUCUAUAAUCACCGCUGCUCCUGAUGUAUAUACAUAACAUAACGAAUACAUAGUAUAGCUACAACCCAAUAAUGUACAACUGAUAUAUAGUAUAAAUCUAACCCUGUCGUGUACAAAUGUAAGAAUAUCCUACCUACUGCCUGUGCCCUUAAUAUAGGAAAUAUCUUAAAAUAAUUUGCUUUAUAAAGAAUAAAUGUGGGCAAUAUAUGUAUAAUAUAUUGCUUGCAUCUACUGCUAAUAUAAGUGCAAGAAGUUAGUAUGAAACAGUAACUUAUGACAGCUAGUAAGCUAGUGUAUGAAGUUCAGGUUGUGAUCCAUUUUAUUCACCCAGGUAUUAAAAUAUAUGCAAGCUAACACUGUCCUAUUCUCUAAAGCAACAAUCCUCAGUGCUGACAUAGUAACAGUGUCAAAUGGUCCUUCUAGGGCCCCCCAGAGAGAUUCCCUGGUAUCCUGGCAGGCCAGUCUAACCGUGCAGAUAGCUUUCUGGUUGCAUGAUCUGCCUUUCCAUUCUUCCAUUUACCUACCUUGAACCCUAUUUAUUAAAUUGCAAACAACAGUGACUCCAUCAUGUUCUCAUUUUUUGUAGCUGUGAGGGGUCCCAUGAUCUUGCACUCACGGCCUCUUGAACGUAUUCUUUAAAUUCUGUUUUGUAAAUACAUAUUUCCUCUGUGUGUGUAUGCCUCACAUUUUCAGAUGUAAAAUUUCCUAUUUGAUAGCAAAGUAUGGCCAUAUGAGUUCCUUUCUACUGAAUAAAAGGAGGGAUUUUUUUCUUUUCA
This is a messenger RNA of Xenopus tropicalis (tropical clawed frog), 4170 nucleotides long. RefSeq names its product glycerophosphocholine phosphodiesterase 1 (gene gpcpd1). Gene Ontology annotation, molecular function: glycerophosphocholine phosphodiesterase activity; glycerophosphodiester phosphodiesterase activity; phosphoric diester hydrolase activity. Lineage: Eukaryota; Metazoa; Chordata; Amphibia; Anura; Pipidae. Gene Ontology annotation, cellular component: cytoplasm. The record is from RefSeq and is marked provisional. Gene Ontology annotation, biological process: glycerol metabolic process; lipid metabolic process.